Messenger RNA from Rubroshorea leprosula, 2483 nucleotides. The record is from the annotation of a GenBank genome assembly. NCBI's taxonomy places the organism in Eukaryota, Viridiplantae, Streptophyta, Magnoliopsida, Malvales, Dipterocarpaceae.
GAUGAAAACCCAGCCUUCUUAUCCUCUCAUUUCCGUGGUUGAUUUUGUCAGGAUCUAACUUCAUUAUAAGCAAGAUAGGACGAGGUUUUGGUUGCAAGUCUUGUUCAGAAUUUAACCAAUUCUCGGACUCGAAGGGAUAAUGAUUCCCUCGGUGGAAAAGUGAAGACAGGCCUUACAAGGUAGAAGAGUACCCGAGAUUUCCCAUCAUUUGUAGCUGUUCCCUCAGUUGCAUCUGGCAUUAUCAAGAACAAAUAUUCCUGAUGAUCCCUACAAUUGUUUCUGGCCUGAUUUUGAUGAAAAGGCGAAGGAUGAUGGAGGUUUUUCCUACUCACUUUAGGAAACUCUGGAAGGAAUGGGAGCUCAUUGGGGCAGCUCUGUUCAGCCUUACACUUCAAAUGGUUCUCAUUUUAUCCGGCAAUCACCGGAAGCACUGCAGUGGAACUUGGGUUAGAUUUGUUGCUUGGUUUGCCUACAUGUUGGCUGACUCUGUAGCAACAAUUGCCCUCGGCAUCCUAUCAAAUGACUUGGGGCAGAUAUAUGAUGAUGGAGGUCAUAUUAAUGUGGCUAAUGAGCUCAAAGCAUUCUGGGCUCCCUUUUUCCUGCUGCAUUUAGGUGGUCCGGAUACAAUUACAGCCUAUUCCUUAGAAGAUAAUGAGUUGUAUCUCAGGCACCUCUUUGGGCUAAUAGUCCAGACAACUGCUACACUUUACAUCUUGUUACUUGCCUGGACAAGUUCUAAUCUUUCUUACCUAUCCAUUGUAAUGAUACUGGUGGGCUGCAUCAAGUAUGGGGAGAGAACAUUGGCUCUAUGGAAAGCAAGCAAGAACAAAAUCCGAGAUAGUAUCCUCCCUGCUCCAGAUUCCGACCUAAGAUAUACUAAACUUAUGGAAAAAUAUACCUUGAAAGAUGCGGAGGGAUAUCAUGUGGAAAUAAUAGAGAUGAAGGAAAGUAAGGCUAACUUGGAUGUAGCAGUGCCUGAAAAUGAACAUGAUUUAGUCAAAGCUGAUGCCUUAUUUCAGACAUUCAAGAGUUUGUUUGCAGAUCUAAUAAUUAGCUAUCAUGACCGGGACAGAAGCCAAGCCUUGUUCAAGGAACUGUCUGAUGAAAACGCUUUCAAAGUGAUCGAGAUUGAACUAGGAUUCAUGUAUGAUCUGGUGUACACAAAGGCACCGGCUAUUUAUACUCCCUGGGGUUUUGUUCGACGGUUCAUCACUUUCUCCCUCACCUGCCUAGUGUUUUUAUUUUUUAUCCUAGAUGCUAAGCUCAGGCAUAACAGGACUGAUUUUAUGGUCACUUUACUUUUGCUUGUUGUUGCUAUUUUCCUGGAGAUAUAUGCAGCCCUUAUUGUCCUUGCCUCGGAUCAAACCAGAGUUUGGUUGAUUAAGAAGAGGAUGACUAGCAUUAUGCAAUUCAUGAAUUCUUUUGAAGAAUGGUUUAAGUGGUUUAAGGUGCCGAGGUGGUCAAAUUCUAUUGCACAGUAUAGUCUACUAUGGAUCAGUCUCAAAGAAAAACUUAGCCUUAAAAUUAUUGAAGAAUUUCGGUAUAAAGAAAUCAAUAAUUUCUCUAGGAAAUAUAGGGAGCUGAUUUUUUACCAUGUCAAAAAGAAGUCUGAGGAAUUUGAGGAACGAAGGAAAGAACAGGAGCUGAGAAGUACAAGCAGUCUUGAGACAGCUCUUAGGCAGGUCUGCGGCCAAAGGGGAAAAGGCGUACUUGAUGAAUACAAGGAAAAGAUAGGUCAGGUUGACCUUGAAUGGAGUAUAAGUGUUGAAUUUGACCAAAGCAUCCUUAUCUGGCACAUGGUUACAGAAAUCUGCUACAACUCCGAAAAUCAUCAUGAUGUCAAUUUAAGUAGAGAUUUCAGUCUGCACAUGUCAAGAUACAUGUGUUAUCUCCUAGUCAUUUGUCCGUCCUUGUUGUCUGACAGGAUUGAUAUUAUGAGGAUCCGGCACACUCGUGCUGAGGCCAUGAAAUUUUUCGAGGAGCAACUGCCUACCACCACGGAUGGAGGCACAUAUUGCGCAGCUGCCCUCGCUGAACUUCGGAGAAAAAUAUGUUCCAGUGUUGUAGAUGUUAAAGAAAGAAGAAAAAAGGCUUGCGAGUCAUUGCUUGGAGUGAGAACAGAUGUUCCUCCCAUCAAAGUCAAAGGUGAUAGAAGCAAAUCUGUGUUGUUUGAUGCCUCCAUGUUGGCAUCAAGUUUGAAUACUAUAUCAAAUCCAGAGGUUAAAUGGGAUCUAAUGAGAGAUAUGUGGUUGGAGCUGCUAGCUUAUGCCGCUUGUCACUCUAGGGAUAGUCAGCAUGAGCAGAAAGCAGUGGAUGAUAAAGCUUUAGUAAGAAUAUCAGCACAUUGUAAAGAGGAGGGGACAUGCUGCAAAAGAAUGGCAUGAGAAGCAACCCGUUCCCGAACAAAAUGAAUAUCAAUCUCUAUGUGUUUUGUUCGUUGAUGCUGUAUAGGAUUGAGAGCCAAAUAGAGAGCACUGAUAUUA